ACCUGACAUGCUCUUUUCCACAUCACCCUCUUGCACGCCCAGUCUCUACCCGAGACGUCCUGAAUGGCGGGUCGCAAGCGCAAGGCACCCUCUCGGGCGACGCGUUCGGAUCCUGACGUUCCCAACAUCUACCAUGACAUGCUGGAGGAGGUUGGCGCUGGUGACCCUUCGUUACCCGACCAGCCCUCGAGAAAGCGCAGACGACCUGGAGAAAAAAGUGCACACAGCCCAGGAAAGCACGCGGAUGUAGAUGCCCAGGAAGACCCGGAGGAAGAUGACGACGAUGUAGAAUUUGAGGACGUGGUGAUCCCAGCGCCUAACGUCCAGACCAUCUACAGAGACUCGGACGUCGAUGAUAGCGACGACGACGAGGAACUCGAGUUUGAAGACGUUGACAUAGGGGCCGUUUCGACCAGUCCUACUAGGCCCGCCGAGCAGAUGACUGCCAGCAUAGAGCUGAACCUUAGCGCACACAAACCGAGCGCCCAUGGAAAGGGAGUCCAGGACAGGAGAAAGCCCAUGACCAGAGCAGAGAGAGAGCGUCGCAUUCAAGCCCACAAGAUUCAUGUUCUCUGUCUCCUUGUACACGCGGCACGGCGAAAUCGGUGGUGCAAUGAUGAGGAAGUCCAGCAACGGCUACGAAAAUUGUUGUCGCCAAAGAUUACCUCCUGUUUCCGUCCGCGGGCAAAUCUGUCCCAGUUUGGCCGAACGGAGGCACUGAAGGACGGCCUUCAACAGAUCAGUAAAGUGUUCCGGGCCAAGUUCCACAUAACCGAGCGUGGUCUGCGCAGGGCCAUGUGGGCAGAUGACCCGGAGCUGUUAUCCAAGUACGAUCCGCCAGACGACCUAGACUCAUGCCUCAAUACGGACGAGUUUCGGGGAUCGGCGCGGACCUUGCAAGGCUCUCGGGAUGUCGGGGCGCAACUUUUUUGCGCCCUGUUGAGGUGCGCAGGCCUCCGAGCACGCCUCAUCUGCUCGCUACAGCCCCUGGCAUUCGCGGCCGGCGCUCCUACCUUACCGAAGCCGCGGGAAAGGCAGACGACGAGCCAACCGGGCCUGGCCAAAACGGGCGCUGCUACACCAGCGAGGCCUACCCCGAAUUCCUCGAUGCCCUCUCCCGGCACCGGACCAUCGGCCAGGCGACGAUUAGGGUACUCACGUGCCGCAGCGUAUCAGAUCCCCGCUGUGGUGCCACCAUCUCCCGUGGCUAGUCCCAAGAAGGCGGCCAAGCCAAUACGGGAGUCCCCUUUCCCCGUGUAUUGGGUAGAGGUUCUCGAUGUCGCCCACCAAAAGUGGCAACCUGUCGACCCGAUAGUCACGGAAUCCAUGUGGAAACCUGGCAAGUUAGAACCUCCAGCGUCAGAUCGAGACAACUGCAUGAGCUAUGUCGUGGCAUUUGAAGCAGACGGGACGGCGCGCGACGUGACGAGGAGGUACGCCAAGGCCUAUACGGCAAAGACGCGUCGACUGCGGAUUGACUCGGACAUCGACCAUGGCGGCCGGUGGUGGCGUAUGGCCAUGAAGUAUUACACCCGACGCAGACCGACGGACGUCGACCAAAUCGAGGACAACGAGCUUUCAGCGAUAGCACUGCGGGAGCCCAUGCCUCGGAAUGUGGCGGACUUCAAGGAUCAUCCCGUAUACGCCCUCGAAAGGCAUCUCCGACGGCACGAGGUCCUCGUCCCCAAUGCCCAGCCGGCCGGAACUAUAGCGGCGGGGAACAAGGGGAGCUUGGAAAAGAUUUACCGGCGCGAAGACGUGCGCUUGGUGCGGAGCCGAGAAAAGUGGUACCGGCUCGGACGUCAAGUCAGGGCGAUGGAGCUGCCGGUCAAAUUCGUGCCGCGGAAAGCCAACGCCAAGGUCGGCGACUACGUCGAUGAUGGCUACGGAGGGGACGAGCGCGAGGCCGCGGGCACGCCAUUGUUCACGAUGGAGCAGACGGACCUCUACAGACCACCUCCGGUCAAGGACGGCCGGGUACCGAAGAAUAAGUUCGGCAACAUCGACCUCUACGUUCCCACCAUGGUGCCAGAGGGGGGAGUCCACGUAGCAGAUGUCGAAAGUCAGGAGCAUGAGCAUGAGCAUGAGCAUGAGCAUGAACAUAAGCUUGAGCGGUUGGCGGCGAGGGCGGCGUUCAUCCUACGCAUCGACUACGCGCCGGCACUCGUGGGGUUCCAGUUCAAGGGACGGCAGGGCACCGCGGUGCUCAACGGCAUUGUCAUCGCACGAGAACACGGGGAAGCUGUGCGGGCCGUAAUGGACGGCUUGAGGGAUGCGGAGACGGAGCGGGAGUCGGAACGGCGGGUGGCGCGUGCGCUUCGCAUGUGGAAACGAUUUCUGGUGGGGCUGCAGAUUCGCGAACGGAUUUAUGCUGGCGUGGACCCGGAAGAGAGGGCGCGGGAAGAAGAACGAUUGAUCAGUGGUAGUGGCAGUGGUGCUGCUGAGAACGAGUCGCUUACAAGGCCCCCCGAGGAGAGGAAGAGUCCACCCAGUGAUGACAUAGAAGAGUAUUGGGUCCCGGACGACGACGACGAUGGUGAUGGCGGCGGGGGUGGAUUCCUUCCGGAUUGAUUGGUUCCAAGACGGAUGUUUCGAAUGGGGGGGGGGGGUUCUUCUUUUCUUUUCUUCUUUUCUUUUCUUCUUUUCUUUUCCCC
Molecule: messenger RNA, 2654 nt
Organism: Sodiomyces alkalinus F11
Lineage: Eukaryota; Fungi; Ascomycota; Sordariomycetes; Glomerellales; Plectosphaerellaceae
Product: Rad4-domain-containing protein
Exons: 2
Coding region: 64-2571 (835 amino acids)
Biological process (GO): mismatch repair; nucleotide-excision repair
Cellular component (GO): nucleotide-excision repair factor 2 complex; cytoplasm; XPC complex
Molecular function (GO): single-stranded DNA binding; damaged DNA binding
Source: RefSeq, a predicted model, not a curated record